AUGAAAACAUCACAAUCAUCUGAUGAAUUGAGAAUACAUUAUAAUUUGCAGACACAUAUUGAAUCAAAUGAAAGUAGUGAAAUCAAAUUUUGGCCUAUUGAACAAAUUGAUGCAUUAUUGAAUGAUGAUUCUAUGUUUAUCAUUACUGUCGCUUGUCAAGGAGCAUUAAAUGCUUUCCGUCGGUUGUUUAUUAAAUCGAUAAAUUCUACUAUAUAA
This is a messenger RNA of Didymodactylos carnosus, 216 nucleotides long. The record is from the annotation of a GenBank genome assembly. Lineage: Eukaryota; Metazoa; Rotifera; Eurotatoria; Philodinida; Philodinidae.